AUAGUUUUGGAGUCAACUUCAGGCUCAGUAAAUAGAGGAGUUAGCGGUCUAGUGUAUAGUAUAAAUAAAUGUCUGGUUCAAUCCGACAAAAACAUAACAAUAUCACUAGACGAUAAAUAACAGCAGUGCUGCCAUCACAAUGUAUUUUCCAAAGCCACCAAAAUCUUUACAAACGUAGGAAAAAAUCCAAAGAGCUUUAAAAAUGAAAGAGAUUAAUCGACCAAUCGGCAUGUUUGCUACGAAGCACAUGACUACAUGGCUGUCAUGUGGCACGUGGUACUCACGUGUGGUGCUCGCUUCGGCGUUGCUUAGUAACCGUUUGACAUUACAUUGACGCGGACUGUUGCGAGACGAUGUCAUACAUGUGUUGACAAUUGGACAUGACAUAGCGAAAGACAAUUACCACGAUGACGGACGAGGUGCGACCCGAAGUGAUAAAGAAGACGCAGGACUUACUCGGGAAAUAUUUCAAGAAGCCACCGCUGACCGAAAAGUUGCUCCGGAAGCCACCCUUUCGCUUCCUCCACGAUAUUAUAACAGCUAUCAUCAAAGAAACCGGUUUCUUAAAAGGAUUGUUCACCGACGAAGAGCUAAAUUCUGAUAAUAUAAAAGACAAGGAAGGAAAGCUCGCCUUUCUGACGAAACUUAUUGACGUCGUCAAAUUAAUUUCGGGUGCUAAUUUAACGGUCAGGGCAAGUAAAAUUGUCUCUGGUCAAGAACCGACGAAGACAAAUGAACUGUUGCAGGCCAUUGGGAAAGCUCUUGAUAAGAAA
Messenger RNA from Pogonomyrmex barbatus (red harvester ant), 773 nucleotides. RefSeq names its product intraflagellar transport 54 (gene IFT54). NCBI's taxonomy places the organism in Eukaryota, Metazoa, Arthropoda, Insecta, Hymenoptera, Formicidae. Gene Ontology annotation, molecular function: microtubule binding. Gene Ontology annotation, biological process: intraciliary transport; cilium assembly; regulation of microtubule cytoskeleton organization. Gene Ontology annotation, cellular component: ciliary basal body; intraciliary transport particle B; axoneme. The record is from RefSeq and is a predicted model, not a curated record.